AUGCCUCCUCGAAAACGCGCCCGCGGAGGAGCAACCUUUGCUUCGACGCCAGCCCGCGACGACGAUGCCAUGGACGUUGACACGCCAAAGGCCGCACCUACCUCGCCCGUCAAGGAGCAGAUACCCGGUUAUAAUGCCAUGUGGACAGACGAUCAAGUCUCCUCCCUGUUCAAAGGCGUGAUCCGCUGGAAGCCUGCCGGCAUGCACAAGCACUUUCGCAUGAUUGCCAUCUCUGAACACCUCCGCAAUCACGGCUUCGACCCGGACGUGCACCAGCACACGCGCAUACCGUUCAUCUGGCAAAAGCUGCGAGCCUACUACAACCUCGAUCUCAUCGACGACCGCGAGAAUGUCGAGGACGACGAUGACGACGACGAGCGUUACCUCGACUUUACCCUGCCCUACAACGACUACCUGGAGCCCAUGAUGCACCGCGCCAUCGCCGCCCCGAGCGAGGCGCCCACGUCCCCGCCGCAGCUUGACCUCUCAUCGCCGCCGCCGCCGCCGCCGCGCCGCCGCAGCCACAACAGCGGCAGCGGCCGGCGCAAGCGCCCGCGGGAAUCGUCCAAGGCUGCUGCUGCCUCCCGCGCCACCGAUCCCGAUGACACCGAGGAUGGCACAGACGCGCCGGCAUCGCCGGCCCCGAAACAGACGAGAGGCGGCCGCGGUCGGACACGCGCCGCGAGCAAGGUCGAAAAGGCUGAGACGACCGAGGAAGAAGAACCGGAUGAGGACGACGACGACGAGACCGAUGGAGGCGAUGACACGAGUGAGGAGGAGGAAAGCGCACAAAACGAAGGUAUUACGAUGGAGUCAGUGUCAUGGUGUGUCCGAUAA
Cordyceps militaris CM01 is the source of this 837-nucleotide messenger RNA. Its product is annotated as CT20 family protein. The record is from RefSeq and is a predicted model, not a curated record. Bases 1 to 837 code for a protein of 278 amino acids. Lineage: Eukaryota; Fungi; Ascomycota; Sordariomycetes; Hypocreales; Cordycipitaceae. Gene Ontology annotation, cellular component: nucleus; NuA4 histone acetyltransferase complex. The transcript is spliced from 3 exons. Gene Ontology annotation, biological process: regulation of transcription by RNA polymerase II.